AGCCAAUAUCGAAUGCAAAAGUCAAUGUCGAAUACGAAAACCAAUUUUAAAUGCGAAAGCCAAUGUCAAAUGCGAAAGCCAAUGUCAAAUGCAAAGCAAUAUCAAAUGCGAAAGCCAAUAUCAAAUGUGAAAGCCAAUGUCAAAUGCGAAAGCCAAUGUCGAAUGUGA
Racocetra persica is the source of this 168-nucleotide messenger RNA. The record is from the annotation of a GenBank genome assembly. NCBI's taxonomy places the organism in Eukaryota, Fungi, Glomeromycota, Glomeromycetes, Diversisporales, Gigasporaceae.